AUGUGUGGUCGAUGCGACUUUGACAGCGGUCUUUGUGGUCUGCGGCAUGACAACACUACGCGCAUGCGCUGGGACUUGGCGACUGGUAGAACUCCCAGUGGAGACACGGGUCCGUCAUUGGACCAUACUACGCAUUCUAACAAAGGCUCCUUUGUCUACAUCGAGGCGUCCCGCGUGGCUCUGGGAUCCAAGGCCUGGCUCUCGAGUGACUGGAUGGAUCCGGGUUCAGCGGUAUGCAUCCAGUUCUGGUAUCACAUGUAUGGAGAGCACGUGGGCUCACUUAGCGUACUCGCCUUCACUAGAACCACACAACAGGUCGUGUGGCGCAUGGCAGGGAAUAUGGGAGACCGCUGGAUUCUUGGUCAAACUAUGAUAGAUAUCAAAGGCGAAUUCAAGUUUGUUAUUGAGGGCAUACGGGGUGACGGUAAUCUGGGUGAUAUUGCUCUUGAUGACCUCGCUUUGUUGGAGGGAAGAUGUAGCAUGGUUGAGCAGCAAAUGCCCGUCUCCUGCUCGUUUGAGAGUUCUUGUGGACGAUGGGACAUCGGUGAAGGCUGGCAGUUAUCAAGCAGUAAAAGUGCGAUUCCGCAACGUCCAAAUAAAAGUAGGUAUCUAUUCUUAAAGAGAAGGGCAUCUUCUCCCAGUCUGCUCCUCUCCCCAGUCUUCCCGGCCGGCAAGUGGCGCUGUCUAAGGUUCUGGUACUACAUUGGGCUCGGCAACAACGCCGAACUCCGCAUACGCAUGAGGCGUGAAGGUAAUGGGACCGAUGUCCAGCUUAGCACUACUAGUCGACGAACCAAGGAAUGGACUUAUGUGCAGUUAUCGAUGGAAAAGAUGGCACACACAAUACAGGUCAUAUUUCAAGCGUUCUCAACCGGUCCAGCGCUAGCAUUAGAUGACGUGUCAUUCCUAGAGACACAGUGUGAAGACAUGCCUUGGACACCUUAUGCGGGUAAAGCCAACCAUUCUCAAGUUUCUAUGAGUACUAUGUUAUAA
This is a messenger RNA of Nematostella vectensis (starlet sea anemone), 993 nucleotides long. Its product is annotated as MAM and LDL-receptor class A domain-containing protein 1. NCBI's taxonomy places the organism in Eukaryota, Metazoa, Cnidaria, Anthozoa, Actiniaria, Edwardsiidae. The record is from RefSeq and is a predicted model, not a curated record. Gene Ontology annotation, cellular component: membrane. Bases 1 to 993 code for a protein of 330 amino acids. The transcript is spliced from 7 exons.